Molecule: messenger RNA, 1545 nt
Organism: Gastrolobium bilobum
Lineage: Eukaryota; Viridiplantae; Streptophyta; Magnoliopsida; Fabales; Fabaceae
Product: putative pentatricopeptide repeat-containing protein At3g15200
Exons: 1
Coding region: 1-1509 (502 amino acids)
Molecular function (GO): protein binding
Source: RefSeq, a predicted model, not a curated record
AUGGCGUACAACAUUCGAGCGAUGAGGACACUUUCCCGGGAAAACAGCCAACGGAUAUUUGAAACCUUGUUCAACAUUCACCGAAUUUCUGAAACCUCAACCCCAGGGUCCCACCUUGGUUUCCUCGGAAUCAUCGUAACAACUAGGUUCUUGCAUUCACGCUCAGAGCCACCGGCUAUUUUCGUGCAGAACCUGCUAAAGUUCCGAAGGGACAAGCCCACCGAGCAAGUGGAGCGAGCUCUUGACCUCUGCGGGUUCGAGCUGAACGAUGAUCUUGUUCUCGACGUGCUACGAAGACACCGUUCUGAUUGGAGACCCGCAUUCGUGUUCUUCAACUGGGCCUCUAAAUCAAAUGGUUAUGCACCCAAUUCUCACGUUUGCAACGAGAUUCUCGAUAUUCUGGGGAAGAUGAAGCGCUUUGAGGAGUUACACCAAGUGCUCGACGAAAUGUCAGAGAGAAAGGCACUCAUUGACGAAGUGAUAUUCGGGACUUUGCUUCGUAGGUAUGUGGCUGCACAUAAAGUGGAGGAAGCAAUUGACAUGUUCUACAAGAGGAAAGAGUUUGAGUUGGAGCUUGAUGCUGAAGCUUUUCGCACCCUCUUGAUGUGGCUGUGUAGAUACAAGCAUGUGGAAGAUGCAGAAGCUUUGUUUCAGAGUAAGGUGAGUGAGUUUCGUCCUGAUAUAAAGACAUGGAAUGUGAUUCUCAAUGGUUGGUGUGUUUUGGGGAACGUGCAUGAGGCAAAGAGGUUGUGGAAAGACAUAGUGGCAUCUGAAUGCAAGCCAGAUCUUUUUACCUAUGCAACUUUCAUCAAGGCAUUGACCAAGAAAGGGAAAUUAGGCACUGCAUUAAGGUUGUUCCGUGGCAUGUGGGAUAAGGGUUGUAAACCUGAUGUUGUGAUAUGCAAUUGCAUCAUUGAUGCUCUUUGUUUCAAGAAGAGGAUUCCUGAGGCGUUGGAGGUUUUCGGGGACAUGAAUGAGCGAGGUUGUCAACCCAAUGUGGCUACUUACAAUUCAUUGAUUAAGCACCUGUGCAAGAUACGGCGAAUGGAGAAGGUCUAUGAACUAGUAGAUGAUAUGGAAUGGAGGAAUGGGAAUUGUUUGCCUAAUGCUAUUACUUUCAAUUACUUGCUCAGGUCCUUGAAGGAGCCAGAGGAAGUUCCCAGUGUUUUGGAGAGGAUGGAGAGAAAUGGGUGCAGCAUGAAUGGUGAUGUUUACAACUUGGUCUUAAGGUUGUACAUGGAUUGGGAUAACCAAGAUGGAUUAAGAAAAACAUGGGAAGAAAUGGAGAGGAAAGGAUGGGGACCAGACCAGAGGGCAUAUACGAUCAUGAUUCAUGGGCACUAUGAAAAAGGGAGAACAAAGGAUGCUAUGCGUUAUUUCAGGGAGUUGACAUCCAAGGGAAUGGUGCCAGAGCCCAGGACUGAGAAACUAGUGAAUUCCAUGAACAUUCAGUUAAAGGAGAGAUCAAUAAAACAAGAAGGAAUCCAAGGGGAGACAACUAAUGUUUGAGACCUUGGAAUAGAGUUAGACAAUGUUUCUUUCAAC